AUGACGGGGUGCCAUCAUUUCGAAGAUGCAGACGUGCGACCUCCAACUUCGACUCAGCCCGUGUAUAGAGAAGACUGCACUCAGUGUUUUGAUUCGAUUGAUGACCCCUCUGGCCUCAAUGUCUGUUUGCAAUGUUUCAACGGCGGUUGUACAGGGGAAAGAAACCAUGCACGGCUUCAUCACGCGCGCACCAAUCACGUAUUGGCUCUCAAUGUCAGGAGGACCAGGAAAAAGGUCCAGCGAGACGAGCCGCCUCAAAAGAUUUCCAAGCUUGCUAUAUUAGCUGAGACAGAAGAAGAUCGCUACGAUACAGCAACAACCGUUAUUUGUUACGCAUGCCAAGUCGAGAGUAGUGGCGACCUGGGUGAUAAACUAUCUGCAGUGGUGGAAGGGGUCAUGAAAGCUUUGUCCUUCUCAAAAAGAGAGGAGGUAAAAGCGUGGGAGCAGGAAUUUGUUCCCUGCGAGCACACUUUGCGUUUGAAACAGCAAGAACACGGUAACGUCAACAGGAAGGAUCUUAAGCAAUGCUCCAUGUGUGAGCUGAAGGAGAAUUUAUGGUUGUGCUUGGAAUGUGGCAAUGUAGGUUGUGGCCGGAGCCAGUUUGGGGGUGUUGGUGGAAAUUCGCAUGCUUUAGCUCAUGCGGACUCAUCAUCUCAUGGUGUUGCCGUUAAGCUUGGCUCCAUAACGCCAGAAGGCUCUGCCGACAUAUACUGUUACAAGUGCAAUGAAGAAAGGAUAGACCCGAAUUUGGCCGCGCAUCUAGCCCACUGGGGGAUCAACAUUGCAGAAAGUGAGAAGACAGAGAAAAGCCUCAUGGAACUACAAGUUGAGCAAAACCUGAAGUGGGAGUUUGCCAUGACAUCCGAUGACGGAUCGAUUCUACAACCAAUCUUUGGGCCGGGCUUUACAGGUCUCAAGAAUCUGGGAAAUAGCUGUUAUCUGGCUAGCAUCAUUCAAUGUUUGUUUGCACUACCUGACUUUGAGCGACGAUAUUUCCACCCUAACGAGGAACCUCCUCAUGUCAAUAACCCCGCGGAAGAUCUUGAGACACAGUUACGAAAGCUUGCUGAUGGUCUGUUGUCCGGAAGAUAUUCCAAACCAGACUCUGAUGUAUCGGUCCAACCCGAUUCCCCGGAAGUACCACAUCAAAGGGGACUCGCACCUGCAAUGUUCAAACAUCUCAUUGGUCGCGGUCACGAGGAAUUCUCGACGAUGAGACAGCAGGAUGCUUUUGAACUGCUGCUACACCUUUUCAAACUUAUCACGUUGUCAAGACAUUCCGAAAGCUUGGCCAAUCCCGUGGAAAGUUUCCGUUUCGUUCUUGAACAACGCCUUCAGUGUCUCGACUGUGGUAAAGUACGAUACAAAUAUGAUGAACAGGACAACAUUUCACUUCAAGUCCCCGCCCGCCCACUCGUGUCAAAAAAGAGUCUAGAACAGACAACCACGUAUGAGACAGUCACCAUGAAGGAGUGCCUGGAUAUUUUUACUGGAGAAGAGGUAGUAGAACUGAAAUGUUCAGGUUGCGGAAGCAAUAAAGGAUUUUGCAAACGGUCCCGCUUCAAGUCGCUACCACAGCAUCUGGUGAUAAACGCUCGCCGAUUCGAGCUGAUAAACUGGGUGCCUACGAAACUCAAUAUACCAGUGGAUAUCAGUGAUGGUGACAUCGAUAUGAGCGUUUAUUUGUCUCCUGGUCCACUUCCCACAGAAGAACUUCUUCCAGAAGACUCUGAAACUGGUGCUACAGCGUUCACUGCGAAUCCGGAGUUGGUUCAACAACUGUCAAGCAUGGGUUUCUCUCAGGUACGAUGCGAAAAUGCGUUGUAUGCAACUGGCAAUUCUGACUUGGAGGGUGCAAUGAACUGGCUUUUGGCGCACCUAGAUGAUCCAGCUAUUGACAAGCCAGUGUCACAGGGUAAUGUCACUGGAGCAGACUCAGCGGAGCACGAUAUCGAAAAGAUUCAGCAACUUGGAGAGAUGGGUAUUGAUGCUAACGAAGCUUCAAAGGCGCUGUCAGCAACAGGUGGAGAUGUCAACAGAGCGCUAGAUUGGGUGUUCAGCCAUCCUGAUAGCCUUGAAGACGAUAAUGAUAUGUCCACUACUCAAGAACCUAGGUCAGCUUUGCCACGGGAAACACCCGGCAAGACAGAUUUGCCUGCAAGGUACAAACUACAGUCGCUUGUCUGUCAUAAAGGCGGUUCACUCCAUGCUGGACAUUACGUUGCAUUCAUAAACAGGGAAAUGCCUGGUAACGAUAAACGGGCCUGGGUCCUCUACAAUGAUGAGAAAGUAGUGAAGGCAGACAACUUCGAGGAGAUGAAGCAGUUUGCUUAUGUCUAUUUUCUUUCCAGGUCUGAAUGAAGCAACAAUGUGGCUGGCAAGGGCUCACCAAAGUUUUUCGAGAUCUUCGACUUAGGAUUUGCAUUCUAGGUGUUUAUGGGACUUCAGUGCUCAGCGUAUGUUAGCGAUUCGUGUCACAGUCCCAGAUUCAUGUAACCAAAGUCGAGCAUACCACUAGAAACAAGGACUGCUCUAAAUAAUUCUCUUUGCGUGGAACACAUUUGUCGACAAAAUUUGUAGCCUAGGUGGCUUUGAAGGGGUUUAUGGAUGAGAAGACGAAUCAUGUAACUACGAUUCGAACAUGCAAUUGACUGCCAUAACUCAUCU
This is a messenger RNA of Talaromyces stipitatus ATCC 10500, 2667 nucleotides long. Its product is annotated as ubiquitin C-terminal hydrolase, putative. The transcript is spliced from 6 exons. NCBI's taxonomy places the organism in Eukaryota, Fungi, Ascomycota, Eurotiomycetes, Eurotiales, Trichocomaceae. Gene Ontology annotation, molecular function: cysteine-type deubiquitinase activity; protein binding; zinc ion binding. Bases 1 to 2361 code for a protein of 786 amino acids. Gene Ontology annotation, biological process: protein deubiquitination. The record is from RefSeq and is a predicted model, not a curated record.